GACAGCCUCUCACACAUCAUCUCUAUAGCCUCACCAACUGGGAAACUAACUCACCUGCAAUCCUCCAACCAAAUAACCCCCCAACGUUUUGACUACUGCCAUCUGACAUGGAGACCCAGCAAAGACACGGCCACCACUCACUUUGCCACACCUGCCGAAGAACGGAGAACAGCAGAAUGAAGGUCAAGAAGAUGUCUUCAUCCAGUCGUGCGCUGCUGUUUGCACUGGCCCUGACGCUCUACGUUGUGGAAAUGGCCUCGGCAGAGACGCUGUGUGGGGGAGAGCUGGUGGAUGCGCUGCAGUUCGUCUGUGAAGACAGAGGCUUCUAUUUCAGUACGUUUCACAGUAGGCCCAGCAGGGGUAACAACCGGCGCACCCAGAACCGUGGGAUAGUAGAGGAGUGUUGUUUCCGUAGCUGUGACCUCAACCUGCUGGAGCAGUACUGUGCCAAACCCGGCAAGUCCGAAAGGGACGUGUCGGCCACCUCUCUACAGGUCAUACCCGUACCACUAAAACAGGAAGUCCCAAGGAAGCAGCAUGUGACCGUGAAGUAUUCCAAAUACGAGGUGUGGCAGAGGAAGGCGGCCCAGAGGCUCCGGAGGGGUGUCCCCGCCAUCCUGAGGGCCAAAAAGUUUCGGAGGCAGGCGGAGAAGAUCAAAGCCCAAGAGCAAGCAAUCUUCCACAGGCCCCUGAUCAGCCUGCCUAGCAAACUGCCUCCUGUCUUGCUCGCCACGGACAACUAUGUCAACCACAAAUGAGCCCGCUGCCAGCCCUUUGCACAGACAAGAGUUUGGAGGGAGAAAAAAAGACUAGGGGAUUAUAGCUUUGUCUCUGACGUCAUUUCUGUGGCAGUCCACUCUGACCUCCCCUGCCCUGUCCGAGCCCACCAAUCCCUCCCCCUGCUCUCAUCUACUACUUCUUGACCCCCUGCCCCUUUUCUAAUGCCCCCCCAUCCCCACCCAUCCACCCUCCUCUGGCACACAAACAUGCCUUCACAUUCAUCCUGUCUGAACUCUUUCGCUCCCUCUCUCUUUCAGUCACUGACACAAAAGGCACAAACACAAAUGAUGAACAAAAAGUUAACAAUUUGGCUGAAUGCAAUUCAGGUGGAUCCUUAAGCAAAAGAGAAAAGGGAAGGGAGAAAAGAAGAUGAAAGAGUUCUGUGGUUUGCGAGUGUCAAGAGGACACCCAACGGAAUGUUUUUUUAUUUUUUUUGUCCUUGUGGAAGACAACUGAAAGUGAAGAGCAGCUUGCAUGAAAGAAUCCAUUCCACAUCAUUUUUCCUGAGGCAAAAAGAAAAUCUCUGUUAGUUCUUUUUCUUAUUAGUUUGCACCUCUACCUAUAAAGGGACUUCCACACUGUAAGGAAUUAUUUUGUAAAAUUAGAUUCCUGUUCCAGCACCUUUUGAUCACAAACAAAAAGCAGAAAAGAGUCUGCAAAUUGCACAUUGCCACGGAUUACGUCAAAGUAAAGAAAAAAAUGGCACUAUUUUUUUAUGAACAAUGAACGUGUAGCUUAAAAAAAUGUCAUGGUGCUAGCUUUGGGGAUGGACUCAAAGAAGAGGUUGAAAAGCACGUUUUUUUUCUUUGAAUGAAUAUUAAAACUUUCCGUUUUAUGGAAAGUGUGACUUUUUUAAAUAAAAAAAGGAAAAUAAAGGAUAUGGGGGAGCUCCUGGCAGUGGCAAUGUCAAGGGGGAAGUGUCACUGAGAAAAGAUACGGGCUGUGUUGGCAUCUUGACUCACAGCGAGUACUAGCGGCUGCUCAUCACUAGCUUGCCAGCAUAAGCGGCAAGAGGGACCUGAGACCCAGUCCCUGUUCCUCCUGUCUCUCUGAGGCUGCUGGACACAGGGAGCAGUGUGGGGACAUAUAUGGGACACCGUGGACUGCCUGGAUUUGGACAGUACUACAGUUCUGGGACAGUACUUCCUGUUUGCCAUGGCUUUGCAGACUGCUCUGACAGGAAGUAACAUGGCAUGGACAAAGAGCGAGUGGGAUAAUGAUGAUUAUAUUUUAUUUUGUCUUUUUUUUCCUGUUUUCUUUUCAUAUCAAUGUUUCAAUGAAAAAAAAGGAAAACCCCGUCAGUUUCUGGUACCGUGACAUUCCUGUUUUUCCAAGUUAGGCAUUUUUUUGUUUCCAUGGUUAUUGUUAUGAUGUUAUUUUACAGUUCUAAAGAAAGGCACAAAAAUUUCGAUUCAAAGGGAAAAAAACAGCAAUAAUGUCAACUAACAUUUUAUUUUUAUUGUAUAUCAGUAGUAUUCACAUGCUUUUGCCUGAAAACAAAUACUUGAAGAUACAUAUAUGUGUGUAUAUAUAUGUAUGUAUAUGUAUAUAUAUAUAUAUAUAUA
This is a messenger RNA of Scomber japonicus (chub mackerel), 2345 nucleotides long. RefSeq names its product insulin-like growth factor 2b (gene igf2b). Gene Ontology annotation, cellular component: extracellular region. The transcript has 4 exons. Gene Ontology annotation, molecular function: growth factor activity; hormone activity. The coding region runs from base 108 to 758 and encodes 216 amino acids. NCBI's taxonomy places the organism in Eukaryota, Metazoa, Chordata, Actinopteri, Scombriformes, Scombridae. The record is from RefSeq and is a predicted model, not a curated record.